Molecule: messenger RNA, 1332 nt
Organism: Microdochium trichocladiopsis
Lineage: Eukaryota; Fungi; Ascomycota; Sordariomycetes; Xylariales; Microdochiaceae
Product: major facilitator superfamily domain-containing protein
Exons: 2
Coding region: 1-1332 (443 amino acids)
Biological process (GO): transmembrane transport
Cellular component (GO): fungal-type vacuole membrane
Molecular function (GO): transmembrane transporter activity
Source: RefSeq, a predicted model, not a curated record
AUGCCAGACAAGAAGCAUAACACCACGGAAACCACCGUGGUGGUUGUCCCAGAUGGCAACACACGACAGCCUCGGCAUCCACAAGAGUCCGCAGCAAUCGACAAGGACGACGUCAACUUCGACUACCCCGAAGGGGGCUUGGAGGCAUGGCAGCAGGUCGCAGCGGGUUUCCUCGCUCAGGCCAUGUCUUGGGGCUUCCCGACGACAUUUGGCAUCUACCAGCUAUACUACACGACCACGAUGAACCUGCCCAACGCCCAAGUCUCGUGGAUCGGCUCGAUCCAGACAUUCUGCACGUACGCCUUGUGUGUAGUCGCUGGUCGGCUCUCAGAUGCCGGGUACCAUAAGACAACGCUGCUGGUGGGUUCCGUGCUGGCGGUGCUGGGAGCUUUCAUGACGUCUCUGGCGACCGAGUUCUGGCAGAUCCUACUUGCCCAGGGAAUCUGCCAGGGAAUUGGUCUCGGCCUCAUCUUCAUGCCCACCAUCGCCGUCAUGAGCUCGUACUUUUGCCAGAGGCGAGCACUAGCCAUAUCGAUUGCCGCCAGUGGUGCCGCCGUAGGCAGUAUUAUCUUCCCAGCCAUUGUGCAAUACCUCGUCCCACAGAUUGGCUUCCCCUGGGCAAGUCGGUGUGCGACGUUUGUGAUGCUCCUGCUUGUGGUGGUCAUGAAUGCCAUCUUCAGGCCUCGAGCAGUAUCUCCUGUCGCUGAGACAGUGCCAAUGCCCUGGAUCGACUGGUCGGCUUUCACAGAGGUACCAUUUCUUCUCAUGCUAGUCGCGGCCUUUGCUUUACACAUGGGUUUGUUCUAUGUUGCGUCUUAUGUGAACGCUUAUGCGGUCUCAAUUCUUGGCUUCGACGCCCAACAGGCCGUUGUCCUGCUUCUGGUCAUGAAUGCAGCCAGUGGUCCGUCUCGACUUGUCUUCGGAUUCGUCGCUGACCGCUGGUGCGGACCUUUCAAUGGCCUCAUCUUCUCAGUCGUGAUGAUGAGCGUCAUGAUUUACGCAUGGAUCGGGGUCGUAACGUCCGCGCAGAUCUAUGCCUACGUCGUAUUUUUUGGGACUGUGCUUGGCCUCGUUAUGGCGGGGUUCGCCUCCGCGCUGGCAGCACUCUCGACAGACCCGGCCAAAGUCGGUGUCAGAUUCGGCAUGACGCUCUCCUUGCUGUCCUUCGCCACUCUCGCCGGCCCGCCGAUUGCCGGAGCACUAAUAGAUCGGGCAGCAGGCAGUUACCUUGGAGCUCAGAUCUACGGCGGAACGGUUCUGAUACUGGCUGCAGCCAUCAUGGUCUGCUGUCGUGUGUCUAUCACGGGCUUCAGACUUUGUGCCAAAAUCUGA